CAGGCGGCUACGUGCUGCGUCAUUGCGCUCUACACUUGCAGCCGGGACGCCGCUAUCUCGCGAGAUGAGACUGGUGACGUGAGGACUGGAGGGCCGGCAGGAGCCGUACUGUGGGGCAUUUAAACAGCGGAUCCGGGGCUGCGAGUUCUUUAAAGAAAACGGGGACUGUCCCGCCAAAAGCGGGAGUUGUUGGGCGGUGUGUAUUUGAGUUGUGUGAAGUAUGUCUGGAAUAAAGCGAUCGUCCGAAGAUAAAGAUCCUGACUAUGAAGACAUUUCCGUUGUGCAUCAGAAUAAGCGGCAUAAGGCUGCUGAAACUACUGCUCGGGAUGCUACCAUCUUGAAGAUAGAAUCCAUUAUUAAAGAACAGUUCGUUACAGAGCUAAAGAAUAAAGAACAUGAGGUUGAAGUUAUCGACCAGAGACUGAAUGAGGCCAGGCGAAUGAUGGAUAAACUACGAGCAUGUAUAGUGGCUAAUUACUAUGCUUCUGCAGCACUUAACAAAAACCAGGAGGGACCCUCAAGUUAUGAUGCAACUGUUUUAAACCAUCCUUCUAUUAAGAAGUUUUUGGAAUCCCCAUCUCGAGCAUCAUCACCUGCAAAUCAGCGCUCAGAAACUCCAUCCGUGGCCAAUUCAGAAACAGAUUCUGUUUAUACCCAUAAUGAGGAUAAAGAUGGCAGCCUUGAUGCAAAAGGGCCAGCAGCAAACAAGGCACUUCGACCCGAAGGGAAUACCGUCAAGGAUCCAUCUAUAAAUGAAAACACAGAACGGCAGGUUUCAAGAACUGAAGACGGCCCUCGGCGAUUUGUGAAAAAGACCAUUGUGGUUGGCAAUGUUUCAAAGUAUAUUCCACCUGAUAAGAGAGAAGAAAAUGACCAGUCAACCCAUAAAUGGAUGGUAUAUGUAAGAGGCUCUAGAAAAGAACCAAGCAUUGAUCAUUUUGUAAAGAAGGUCUGGUUCUUUCUGCACCCAAGCUACAAACCAAAUGACCUUGUGGAAGUCAGUGAGCCUCCAUUCCACUUAACCCGAAGAGGCUGGGGAGAAUUCCCUGUAAGGGUGCAGAUUCAUUUCAAGGACAGCCAGAACAAGAGGAUCGAUAUAAUCCAUAACUUAAAGUUGGAUCGAACGUACACCGGUCUGCAGACUCUGGGUGCCGAAACGGUUGUGGAAGUAGAAAUCUACAGGCAUUCUUUAGGCGAAGAUUUCCUGGGCUCCCAGUCAUCUAAUGAAUGCGCCCAAUCAGAGGCAUCCUUACUAUCUCAUGUAAAAUCCUCCUCCCCUCACAAAGUAGCACAUGAAUCAGCAGAUAAAGAGCCUUCAUAUUAUCCUCAGCCAUCAUCACUUGAGCGCACCCCGACCAAAGUGGCACAGAGAUUGUCCUUUGGGAUUCCUGGCAGUACUGCUUUCCAGCCCAUCACUGCCAGCUGUAAGAUUGUCCCACAGGGUCAGGCUGCCUCCUUAGCAGAGUCUCCUGGGAAGUCAUUCCAGCCAAUAACCAUGAGCUGCAAGAUUGUCUCAGGUACAGGAAGCCCCACAAGCAAACACUCCAGUACGUCUCAAGGUGCUUCUGGGACAAAGUCUCCUGUCCCAAAGCUCCAUGGAACAAGUUUCACACCACAGAAUAUCAAGCAGGAGGAUUCUAUGUUUGCUGCCAUGCCUCCUCUGUGUCCUAUUGGUAGUCAACCAAAGGCACAGAGCCCAAAGACGGUCACAGGAGGACUUGGAGCUUUUACAAAGGUGAUUAUAAAACAAGAGCCCACUGAACCAACACAGCAACUGCAAGAAGCCCCUUCCACGUCUCAGCCUCCACUUCAGCAGAUUGUGACUGUGAAAGGCAAUCACAUGGUUGCAGUGUCCCCACAGAAGAAUUUGGCCACCUCUGAAGGUUCAAAGGUUGUUGGUAUUCCAGUUGGAACUACAGUCCAGGCAGCCAUUAAACCAUCUGUGACCAUUAGCGGCGGGCAAAUUCUAGUGGCUAAAUCCAGCUCCUCCAUAGCCAAAGCAGUGGGAUCCAAGCAGAUAGUUGCACAAGGUGUGGCUAAAGCCGUUGUAAGCAGUGGAAGUGGGAAUGUGGUAGCUCAAUCUUCACAGAGCGUGUCAAAGGCACAGGUUACAUCUGCUGUAGCUCAGAAGGCUGGAUCCCAAGGAUCAGUGAUGGCAACACUCCAACUCCCAGCUUCUAAUAUUCCAAAUCUGGCCAAUCUACCUCCUGGCACCAAACUGUACCUCACAACGAAUAGCAAGAAUCCAUCAGGAAAAGGAAAACUGCUGCUUAUUCCCCAAGGGGCCAUUCUAAGGGCCGCAAACACUGCUAGUCUGCAGUCUGGAGCAUCCUCAAGUGGUGGAUCCAGUACUGCAAGCACCACCAGUGGGUUACCCCAGCACCUAACGUAUACCUCCUAUAUUCUCAAGCAAACUCCCCAGGGGACAUUUCUAGUUGGUCAGCAAUCCCAGCAGGCAUCUGGAAAGCAGGCUGCUGCAAAUGUGAUAGUUCAGGGGAAUGUGGCCACGUCAGCUCAGGGCCACCAGACCUUGAAAUUAACCACUGGACCGAAAGGCACUUUAGUUGCACAGACCCACAGUGCAUCAGCCGCAGUUGCAAAAAUUUCAGACGGUGCAGUAACAUCGGUACAAUCUCAGACCCAGAAGCCUGGUACCACUUUGCUAAGAGUGGCAGGCGGAGUCAUAACAGCCUCCAGUGCAUCCUUACCCUCUGUUUCCACUAAUGUUUCUACACAACAGGCAGCAGACGUGUCCAGCACAUCCACAACCCAAGUGAGCGCAUCAAACAAGUCUAUAUCCCAGCAGGUUAUGGCUAGGAUUGCUCAUGUCAAGUCACUGGGCACAGUGAAACCUGCCACUUCAGCUGCUGCGGUGUCUUCAACAAGAACAGCACCGACUCUAGCACAAAGCAGUGCUGCUUCAGCAGUAAAAAUGGAACCAGAUAUGACUUCAAAUGCCAGCAGCACAUCAGGGCCAGGUUCCAGCACACCAGUAAAGACUGAAGAGAGUGGAGAAAGUGACCCCAGUUCAGUGAGGGUAGUUGGUCAGGUUGAGUGUGCAAGCCUCAGGGCACGACAUAACUGGACCGAACAUCUGCAGAACUUCAAGCAACUUUUAACUGCAAUUGUGAAGAAGGUCCCUCUUCUAGCUGAGAAAAGCGAAGAUGGUAACGCAUUUUGUGCAACAUCGGUUGAACAGUAUUACAGCUGGAACAUUGGAAAGAGAAGAGCUUCCGAGUGGCAACGAGCAGUUACAAUGAAAAAAAUGCUGCAGGAGAUCAUCGAAAAGCAACCAAAGUUCAGUAAUGUGGCGCCGCUCAAAACCAAACAGAUCGUCCACUGGUGCCGCAUACAUGGAUACACACCGCCUGAUCCUGAGAGCCUGGGCAGUGAUAAGGAAUCCAUUGAAGAUGUGCUGGCUCGUAUAGAUAAUGAGGCGGCUUUACAGACAUCAUUCUCUGCUCCUGACAUUCUCUGCCAAAAAAUGGAGGAACUAGAGAAAACGUUUAAAAAGGAAACAGAAGAGGAUGUAGAUGUGGAUGUGCUGAGUGCCAAUGAAGAACAGAGAUUGCACAUUAAGAAAGAGAGUGAGGCAGAGGAAGAUGCAAAGCUGUACAUGGUAACCAGUCCUGCUUGUGAGUUCAUCAGAGAUAAAGCACAGGAGAUUGGUGUUUCAGUACAACCAGUCGAAGUGCAAGACAAUAUUUAUACAUCUGCUGUCGAAGAAAUGAUUUUAAAGGCUACAGAACAGUUUGUUAGUGACGUCCUUCGGGACGCUUUAGGAGUAGCCUAUCAGAUGACAUCCCACAAUAGAGCGCCACAAGAGAUCACAGUAUCAAAUAUCCACCAAGCCAUCUGUAAUAUUCCUAUGUUUGACUUCCUCACUAACAAACACAUGGCCUCAUCAACUACGGAGGAUGAGCAGUCCUUAAAAUAAGGUGUGAAAGUGGCACAAGGAAAACUACUGACAGAGCCAUCUGUUUGCCACCUAGUGGAUGGAGGAUUCCGAGGCUUGGACAUUCUCACUGAGAAAUGAAAUGCAACGUCUUACAGCUAGAACCUACGCGAAUUGUUUUCUUAUGUAAAUAAUGUCGGUGUAACUGUGUGUGAGAGAACCUGUAACUAUGUAUUUGUUAUGUGUACAUGCAGAUCUGUAUUUAUGUACAUGAGUUUUUGUAUUUCCCUGCAUGCAAUAAUGCAAGGUGCAAGCUAGGCCAAAGUGAAUAAAACACAAAUCCCUCUAGUUAACCUACCA
Messenger RNA from Xenopus tropicalis (tropical clawed frog), 4255 nucleotides. RefSeq names its product YEATS domain containing 2 (gene yeats2). The coding region runs from base 221 to 3937 and encodes 1238 amino acids. The record is from RefSeq and is a predicted model, not a curated record. Gene Ontology annotation, biological process: regulation of cell cycle; regulation of cell division; regulation of DNA-templated transcription. The transcript is spliced from 29 exons. Lineage: Eukaryota; Metazoa; Chordata; Amphibia; Anura; Pipidae. Gene Ontology annotation, cellular component: nucleus; ATAC complex.